This is a messenger RNA of Miscanthus lutarioriparius, 966 nucleotides long. NCBI's taxonomy places the organism in Eukaryota, Viridiplantae, Streptophyta, Magnoliopsida, Poales, Poaceae. The record is from the annotation of a GenBank genome assembly.
AUGUCCAGGCUAAUGGCCGCCAUGCUGCUCGGGGGCGCGCGCGUCGCCGGCGCCGCCAAGCUCACUGGCAACACUGCCAUCAAGCAGGCUCUCCCCACGCCGGCGUGCUUCCUUCCUCUGCGCCCGCAGCCGGCGAGCUGGACCCGCCUCUGCUUGCAGGCUGCGCCAAGAUCGUCCCAGGCGUACGACAACGCGCCGGAGGACCGGAGGGAGAUCAGGGACAAGUACAAGGACGCGGCGGAGAAGGCGAAGGACGCCACCGGCGAUGCCAAGGAGCACGCCAAGAGGAUGGCCGGGGAGGCGAAGGACAAGGCCGGCCGCAUGGCGGAACAGGCGUCGGACACUGCGGAGAGGGCCAAGGAGCAGACGAAGGGCAUGGCGGAGGGCGCCGCGGAGACGGCGUCCCGGGCGGCGGAGAGGGCGAAGCACGAGACGCGUGACGCGGCGCGGGAGGCCGCGGACAGGGCGGGGCACGUGAAGGAGCGUGCCAAGGAGAUGGGGCACGAGGCCGCGGACACGGCGUCCCGGGCGACGGAGAAGGCGAAGCAGGAGGCGCGUGACGCGGCGCGGGAGGCCGCGGACAGGGCGGGGCACGUGAAGGAGCGGGCCAAGGAGGUGGGGCACGAGGCCGCGGGCCGGGCGCAGGAGACGGCGAGGGCAGCCAAGGACCGCACGGGUGAGGCGGCGGAGCGGGCCGUGGAGGGCACCGUGUCGGCCGGGGAGAAAGUGGUGGAGAUGACCAAGGAGGGUGCCGGGAAGGUGGCCGAGACGGCGCAGACGAUCGGGGCCAUGGCGAAGCAGGAGGCGCGGAGGACCUGGGACUCGGCCAAGGAGGCCGCGCACAGCGUCAAGGACAGCGUGGUCCCUGACGAGGAGGACGUGGACGCCGUCAUGAAGGAGCGGGACCGGAUCGCGCGGGAGCGGAACAAGAGGGAGGCCAGGGAGAAGGGCUCAGGCUUGCCGUAG